Achroia grisella is the source of this 642-nucleotide messenger RNA. RefSeq names its product venom peptide BmKAPI-like. NCBI's taxonomy places the organism in Eukaryota, Metazoa, Arthropoda, Insecta, Lepidoptera, Pyralidae. The record is from RefSeq and is a predicted model, not a curated record. The transcript is spliced from 4 exons. Bases 10 to 474 code for a protein of 154 amino acids.
CAAGUGCAGAUGUCAAUUACCAUAAUGUCGAAGUUUAUAGUGUUUACAUUGGUCUCGUCGUUUUGGAUUUAUUAUAUUCACAGCGAAGUGGUCCAAAUAGUAAAACGUUCAACAUGCCAACACAAUGAGAUGCAAGUGGAGUGUACGCACUGCGGCCCCAAGACAUGCAACGAGCUAGGCUCACCCAUCCCCUGCAUCGGCGCCAAUGGAGUAUGCAGACCGGAAUGCGUAUGUAUCGAUGGAUACGUGAGAGACACUAAUGGAACAUGCAUACCCAAAGAUGAAUGCCCUAGUUGCGGUGGUGACUACAAUGCAACAUCUGGUUGCGGAAACCACUGCGGCAACUCAUGUUCCGACUACAAAGAAAUAAACAAAACGUGUCUCACAGGAUGCCGGUACAACAGCUGUGAUUGUAAAGAUGGAUACGUUUAUCAUGAGAACUUGAAGUAUUGCGUUUUGCCAACAGAUUGCUGAAAUUUACGGAUGAGCUACAAAAUGGAACUGUUGAAAGUUUCAGAGAUGAAUAAAACGAGAGAAGAAAAGUGUACGAAGAAAGUUUUGUUCUAAAGUAUGUCAAAGGGACUUUUAAAGAGACAAAUGAUCGACGUUGUGGAAAAUAAUACGUUGAUAGAUAAUAAAACA